This is a messenger RNA of Myotis davidii, 1326 nucleotides long. It is a transcript of the gene TMEM184A, whose product is annotated as transmembrane protein 184A. The transcript has 5 exons. Gene Ontology annotation, cellular component: early endosome membrane. Lineage: Eukaryota; Metazoa; Chordata; Mammalia; Chiroptera; Vespertilionidae. The coding region runs from base 84 to 923 and encodes 279 amino acids. The record is from RefSeq and is a predicted model, not a curated record. Gene Ontology annotation, biological process: transport. Gene Ontology annotation, molecular function: transporter activity.
GAAGGGGGAGCCCGCCCUCCCCUCCGGCCCUGGGCUGCUUUCAGACACUUUGCUCUCUCCCCGUGUCCUCCCUGCCCCUGCAGAUGGCUGACACCUCAGGACUCCUGCGGCGAGGUGCCUCCCAGGUGUCAGCAACCUGGCUGCCGCCCAGCCCCCCGCCGGCCAUGCCCACGGAGCCCUCGGGGCUGCAGAUGGACCACGUGGGGAACAGCUCGCAGGCCGCCCCCCAGCUGUUCCUCACCAGUGCGCUGGCCCGCGGCAUCUCCGGCGUUUUCGUGUGGACAGCCCUGGUGCUCACCUGCCACCAGAUCUACCUGCACCUGCGUGCCUACACGGUGCCCAGCGAGCAGCGGUACGUCAUCCGCCUGCUGCUCGUGGUGCCCGUCUACUCCUUCGACUCCUGGCUCAGCCUCCUGCUCCUGGGGAGCCAGCAGCACUACGUCUACCUGGACUCCCUGCGGGACUGCUACGAAGCCUUCGUCAUUUACAGCUUCCUGAGCCUGUGCUUCCAGUACCUGGGCGGGGAGAGCGCCAUCAUGGCUGAGAUUCGGGGAAAGCCCAUCCACACGGACGGCAGGGUGGGGGCCGGCACGCUGGCCGCCGGCUACCAGAACUUCAUCAUCUGCGUGGAGAUGCUCUUCGCCUCCAUCGCCCUGCGCUACGCCUUCACCUGCCAGGUGUACGCGGAGAAGAAGGACAGCUCGCCAGGUAGGCGCCCUGCCAGCGGGGGAGAUGGGCCCAGGGAGACCCAGACGCAGGACAUGGUGCGCGACGCCAUUCACAACUUCUCGCCCGCCUACCAGCACUACACGCAGCAGGCCACUCAGGAGGCCCCGGGGCCCCGCGCCCUCCCCGCGGUGGGCGGGGACCGGAGGAGCCGCAGCCUGGAGAAGAGGAUGCUGAUCCCCUUGGAGGAGCCGUAGGGCCGGGUGGUCUGGCCGCUGGGAAAGGGCAGGGCUCCUCGCCCCCGACCCUCCGCCAAAGGCCAAAGGUCCGCCCCUCCCAGAGCCUCCUGCCCGGCCCCUGGCAGAGGGCGCCUGUGCGUGUCCAGGAGCCCAGGGACCUGCCGGUGCAGCUGGCCAUGCCCUCGGGCCGCGUGGCCGCCCUGACAGCGGGUCCCAGGCUGGGCGGCUGCAGGCACAGCAUCAGCUCAGGCCGUGGGCGGGUCCCGGCUGGGCCUGGCUCUGGUCCUCUUGGGCGCUGCUGCACAUCCCUCAGCCACGGAGCCCUGGCCAGCCCUCACCCCGGAGGGGCUCCCCGUGGGGGCCUGGGGUGCCGGGGCCACCAGCCGGGUUAUUUAUACAUAAACCCCUGGGUUUGCUAUGA